AAAAACUCUGGUUUUUGAAACCCCAAAGAAGAAGAAAAAUGGGGAUUUCAAAGGAAGAGAAAUCGAGAAGAAUUCUGAGAGUUUUUAAAACAGUAUUCUUCUUGAUAACUAUGGUGAUUUCGUUCCUUGUGUUCUCUGCUCCUGUUUUCUUUGUUAUCGCCGAUACCCUUUUGCCUUCUGCUUUGCUCUCUGCUUCACUUUCUCCUUCGUCUUCUUCUUCUUUGUUUGAAACACUUUCUUCCCGUUUCAACAACUACGAUUUCAGAUCUUCUCUCGUCGAUAUCCCUCUCAUCUCCAUCGUUAGGUCAGCUGUUAUAAUCUGUGUUUAUAGCUUUUGCGACGGGCCAAGACUUUCAAGGGGACCAUACCUUGGAAUUACGAUGAUAUGUUCGGUUUCGUCGUUGAUUCUCGUCUCGUUGAAAGCUUCGUUCAUGUUCGGUUCAUUUACUGCUAUUGAAACUGCUCUUUUUAUUUGUUCAUUUGCCUUUGCGAUUGCGCAUAUAGUUGUGGCUUAUAGAACAAGUUGCAGAGAAAGAAGGAAACUCCUUGUUUACAAAAUCGACAUUGAAGCCAUCUCAGCUUGUAAGAAUGGGUUCCCAAGGUACCAGAAGAUUCCCCAAGAAGAAAGAGUGAAAAUUUAGCCUUUCUUUCCUCCCCUUUUGGCUGAUCACUUGAUUCUUCCAUGCCCCCAUAAACGGAUCAGUUGUCUGGCAAUGGAAGCAGCAUAUAUAUAUAUAUAAACUUGUAUAGCUGGUGAUUUAGUAUCACUUGGUAGAGGGUAGAUUUCGAGGAUAGAUUCAGCAUUCUUUCAUGAUUUUGAGUGUACAGUUUGUAUUGUACAUAGAUAUAUUUUUAAGAAAGAAGGAAUAGGCCUAA
This is a messenger RNA of Hibiscus syriacus, 876 nucleotides long. RefSeq lists its product as uncharacterized. The transcript has 3 exons. The record is from RefSeq and is a predicted model, not a curated record. The coding region runs from base 39 to 641 and encodes 200 amino acids. Lineage: Eukaryota; Viridiplantae; Streptophyta; Magnoliopsida; Malvales; Malvaceae.